Messenger RNA from Acanthopagrus latus (yellowfin seabream), 844 nucleotides. It is a transcript of the gene tmem230b, whose product is annotated as transmembrane protein 230b. Gene Ontology annotation, cellular component: synaptic vesicle; endomembrane system. Gene Ontology annotation, biological process: synaptic vesicle transport. The transcript has 3 exons. Bases 264 to 623 code for a protein of 119 amino acids. The record is from RefSeq and is a predicted model, not a curated record. Lineage: Eukaryota; Metazoa; Chordata; Actinopteri; Spariformes; Sparidae.
CAGGCGCAGUACAGAUCGAGGCGAAAACACGGAAGCUCCAUGAACGAGGAUACAAACAACACGUCGCUAUAAUCUUUUGUCACAACCUGUUUUAGUAAAGAGUAACGGCCUUCCAACACACCUGCUGUUACAUUGCACUUUAUUCUGACACGGACAGUGAUCCGGGGGAUGGCUGUCGUGAGAAAGCUUCUGUAGUCGAGCUGCUUGUGCCUCAUUGAAACGCUGUAAACAGACUAUAUUAAUCUCCUGCGCAGCUGAACAAGAUGCCAGCUCGUAACUUGGUGUCUAACGGGACACCUAACAGCAAAGUUAGGUACUCCAGGUUAGCCACUGAUGAUGACGGCUACAUUGAUCUACAGUUCAAAAAGAGCCCACCCAAAGUCCCAUACAAGGCCAUAGCUCUGGCUACAGUCCUCUUUGUAAUCGGCUCUGUGUUAAUCAUCAUUGGCGCCCUUCUCCUGGCUGGAUACUUUGGAGUUGCUGACUCAGACCGAACCGUGCCUGUUCUUAUCAUCGGGAUCCUUGUCUUCCUUCCUGGAAUUUACCACUUACGUAUAGCUUACUACGCAUCAAAGGGCUACCAUGGCUACUCCUAUGACGAUAUCCCCGACUUUGAUGACUGACCAACAGCUUCAGCCUCAGUCUUCCUGCUUGAAUAUACUCACAAUAUUUUAUAUGAUUCUGUAAAUUAGUUGCAACAAGUUUGAUUUUUAUUGUGAUAGUGUUAACUACCUUGGUAGUUGAUGCCAGCCUGCUGUUGUGAAGCCAAAUCAGUAUCAGACAUUGUUUGAUUUGUAUAUUUGUUUUGCUUGAUAAACUAUUAAAACUGUAAUUUGAUUUUUUU